GUGUCUCUGAAUGUGGUAUGGAGGUUGGUGACAUCCACCCUAGAAAAAUGGCUAGUUUAGCGUAAAUGGAUCCAUUUAAAUCAGGGGAGUACACGUAUUCCGAAUUUUGGAGCUUGAUAUGCAAAACGGCGGCGAAACCAUGAGGAAAUAGGAUUUUUGGAAUCUUGUUUUCGCCUGGUACUGGUACAUGUCAAUCGAUAGUUCAUUUGUGGAAUAUAUCAGGAUUUUUUUUUAAAUAAAAAAAUGGCGACAUUUGUUAAUGAAGUUGACAUCAAUUAUGCUAUCGAAUCUGAUCCUGAAGUUGACAUUAAACUUCCUGAUUCCAUUGAUACAUCUGACAAUGAUUCCAUUGAUACAUCUGACAAAGAAGACUUUCCGGAAGUCGAAGACGAACUGGAAGUAGAUGUAUCUAUAUUUGGCGAGAUUGAAGGUCUAGCCGACGUGACUCUAGUGGUUGAGGACCGACGUAUCCCCGUUGUCAAGGCGGUACUUUCACUCGCAUCGCCUGUUUUCCGGGCCAUGUUCCAGUCUGACUUUAAGGAGAAGAACCAAGAAGAGAUACGUCUUGAUGGCAAAAAGCUCGAUAUUUUUGUGACGUUCCUGCGAUGUAUCUACCCUGAUCUAGAGGAAGAAGUUACAGUAGAGAACGUGUACGAUAUCAUUUACCUUGCAAACGAGUACCAAGUGUCCCGUUUACUUCGAUCGUCUGAGAAAGUAUUAUUGGUCGAAAUGGAAAAAUUUGAAGAUAUCGAAAAAGAAAAUUGCUGUUUAGAGGUUUACCACCAUCUUGCUAUUGCAGACACGUGCCAAUUAGAACGACUCAAAGCUUUCUGUGUUAGCAUCGCCUCAGAUGCUUGUCAGGCUGAUAGAGAUGCAGCAGUAGAAGUCCAUCCGGUAUCGAGUGAUAUUCAGAGAUGCAUUGAAAAGCGAGUGAUAAGAAAACAAGAAAUUUACCUUGCUGAUUAUGAUGCCUUACUUGGUAGUCUGAAUCAUGAUUCCAUAUGUGAUAUUCUUAAACAAAAAUUACAAAUAGUCGAAAAGGCCCCAGCAUCCUUUGGAACUCCAAUACAAAACGUACAGACACAUGGAGGAUUUACAUUUACCCAAGUGCAACAAAAACAAAAUAAAUCAUCAGUUUUACGAGGUUCUCCUGUAAGUGUGUCAAAUGCAAAAGGCACAACACGAGAAGCAGACGUUCAGGAUUUAUGGAAAAUGCAUUUAAGGAAUUUGAGAUGGGUUUACAAACAUACCCCAACUGAUGACAAAUUAAAGAGACAGGCCAUCUAUUGGAUAAGGCAAGCUCAACAAUGGUUCCGUUGGAACAUUGCAUGCGCAGAGGAGUUUUCUCUACUCCCAGAAAUUGCCAAGCAUGACAUAAAGGGGAGAUAUAUCAUGAAGUACUGACUGAUGGCUUUAUUCACUAGUCAAAUAAACCAUGUUGUAGGUUUCGCUGUACUAAUUUGUGCGGUGUAAAUGAAUAGCUUUUUUAAAUAGCCGCACGCUAUAUAGUUAUUGAAUGUUUAAGCUGGGCCUAUUUGUUACCGUUCCGAUUUAGACGAAAACAAAGUAAACACUCUCAAACAUGGAGCAAUAUCAAUUUACUGAAGUGCAUGUCAUUAUAUAUGCAAAAAGCUACAGAAACAUGCUCAGUAGCAAAAAGUUUAAACAUAAACCCGGUUUAGUGGCAAUGGACAACGCCAAUAUAACAUGUACCAUUAAACGUGUUCUGUUGAUUUCAUUGGAUAAUCAUAACUUCCAUCUGAUUGACAUUCGGUCUCAAUAAAUAUCUUAACUUUCAUUAUUUGCUGCUGUUUUCCUUUUCCUGACGAAGAGUUGUUAAUUAUUUUCGUUUUGUUUUGUUGUAGUCCCUUUUAUUCCAAUUCAUUUUAGAAUGUUGGAAAAUAGAACACUAGAAGUAAUCGCUCGUCGUUAAAAUCGCAAACAGUUCAGUUAAGCAUGCUUCUUUCGAUGCCGAUUAUUUAAACAAUUAUUAUUUAACAAUUCUUUCUCAACAAAUCUCUGAGUUAACAAUUAUCUUAGGCGCCUUCCACAGUACCAAAGUCGACUCGAAGGAACAAAACAUGUUUCAAAAGUGUUUGGAGAAGAACUUUUUAAGAUAUAUUUAUCUUUCGUUCUAAUCCUUUUUUAGAUUGUACAUGUGUUUUCUGUUUGUCUUUAUGUUAUGUGUGUAUACGCUGAUGAAUAAAAUAUGU
Mya arenaria is the source of this 2213-nucleotide messenger RNA. RefSeq names its product kelch-like protein 38. Gene Ontology annotation, molecular function: protein binding. The coding region runs from base 244 to 1404 and encodes 386 amino acids. The record is from RefSeq and is a predicted model, not a curated record. The transcript is spliced from 4 exons. NCBI's taxonomy places the organism in Eukaryota, Metazoa, Mollusca, Bivalvia, Myida, Myidae.